UUUGAACUUUCGAAGCGCAAUGUAUGAGUCCCGCGUUACUUUUGCGAUGAAUUAUUGUUUGGCAUUCAAAUUAACUUGGAUACUAUUCUAUCGUGUACAUGCUCUGAAAGAUGAAUCUAACAAUCUAUUCAACGGUUCUUCAGUUAGUAUCGGGAGAACUACUAACAGCCAUGUUAAUUUGUCAAUCCUUAAAUCCAAUUUUCCUACAUUGGAUUAUGUUUUCACAUCUGUUAAUGUUACACCGAAAUCAGAGCUUACAACACCAAACGUCACCGUUAUUUCCGAAGAUAUGUCGACUACCAAACUUUCGAGUUCUACUAAGCAGUUGGAUAAAUUUUUAUCAGAGAAAACUACAGAGGUUAGACGUAUAACAACUGGAACGCAUACUAUCCAAGAGGAAGAAGUUGCUGAAAUCGAUGAGUUUAAAAAAAACAAAUUAGGCGAAAGCUCUAUCCAUUCAAGCGAUUCACAUGCUGAUCUAAUACAAGAGCCACGAAGAAAAGAUUCCGAGGAUAGUGGGCCACAGAUAGAUCCCGGACAAUCUAUAUUUGACAGAAAGCAUUCUGCCGAAUCUGAGUCUAAAAAAUCCAACGGAUUCAUAUAUCAAGGCGACUCUGGUACUGUAGUUCACGAUAAAUUAUAUACUCCCGAUAUAUCCGUGAGUUACGUCCUCGUACUAUGUUGCAUUCUAGUUGUGCUUAUUCUGUGCAUUUGGAAACCUCUUUGUGUAAGUUCUUAAGUUCAGUUAUUUAGCCAUUUCUAUUGGUUGUAUGUCGACUGUAUUAUGUUCCUCCACUUCAUUAACAAUAAGUUCGUUAACUUACUCUAUUUGUCUCAUGUGAUCAAUAGGUUACACCUUUUCCCAUUUUUUUCAAAACAAUUAACAAAAGAAAUACUAAGACAAAUUGUCACAACUCGGUGCUAUUGCAUUUGGAAUCCACAUGAGUACAUCUAUAUUGUACCAAACUAUAAUAUUGAAUAAAGCCAUUAAUAAUGAUAAUAAUAAAAAGUAAAAUAUUGGAUCAAAACAUAGAUCGGAGUAUAAAGUUCAACGUCCAUAUUAUCCGAAUACUUUAUUUACAAAGUUCAGUGAAAUCUAUGGGGUGUGGCCCCCUAAGAAAACCACCUGCUUCGGUUUGGGCACCCGGGCAGUAUCACAGCCCACACACACAAAUAUGGUGUGGCGCAUAUAUAUUUGGUGCCCUCUUGUACCGAUAUUUAUGUGUUGAAAUAAAUGGUUAACCGGCUGUUAUUUCUAACCUGUUAAAAAAUCGGAACAAUAAUCAGUGAAUCAAAAGACAGCUUAUUAUUACGACCAUAUUAAGAUACCAUAAAAUCAUUCUUUUAUAGUUAUCCAAUAAAGAUACCUAAACUAAAGCUUUAACCCGUAGUUAAAUGCCUCAUUAUAUAAAAGUCUAGGGAAUGUAUCUAGAAUUCUUUACAUCUCUAAGUAUUUUCACUUGUGUUGUUUUGUGAAGAAAUUUGUAUAAAGAAACUUUGUUCUUGGUAUCUCAGGAAUUUUUCAGUUCCAAUAAUUGAAUUAACUUUUAUCAGGCAUCUGCAGUGGAGCACUGUUAAUAAUCUAUAUGCGAUUAGACUGGAACAUGUCUAUUCUAUUGUUUUUCACCGGUUACUUUCUCUGUCUAAUUUACUUGUUUCUAAAGAAUCCCUAAAAACACAUCUCAUGAAGUAGAAUAUUCUCUUAAUUUAAUAUGCUACUGAAUAUACUAACUUCCUUCAGUAACGUAAUUCUGUAUAUGCACAUAUUGUAACUACCGUGCCUAAUUCAGAUUUUAUUCUCACCCUAUCGUCGCGUGUAAUUGGGAUGUGUAUGUAUGUGUGCACUUUAGUUUUUGAUCCUAAUAAAGCUCUACCUUCAUUUUCUGUUUUAUUUUGCUUUAUAAUUAGUUUGUCUUAAUCUUUUACGGAUAAAUGACAGUAAUGCUGUUUAUUCAUUAUCCGUUAGUUCCGCUAUAGUCUAACGGUGUUGUUUAUUUUAACUAUUUAUAAGAUUUUCAAUUCCUCUAAAUGGUUGAACUAAUUUUGUUCUGCGUUUUACACAACUGAAAACGUAAUAUUAUUCCAAAUGUAUUUGUAUGUACAGUAACAUCUAACGGUAGCCUUUGGAAUCCUCACUUUUUAGUUAACGUAAACAUCUAUUGAUUAUAUUUGAUCAAUCACUGUACCUGAACCGUACGAAUAUUCCUUUGCCGAUGAAAAUUUUUGAUCGUCGACCUUGAAUUAGAAGGAUGAAGCAUUCUGUAGACAUAUAUGGUAAUGUUUUCUCCAAAGAACACUACUACUGUUGCUGUUGGAAUACUGUUUUCCUAAGCACCGAAUUUCGAUUUAAACAGCCGAGUAAUAGUACUACCAGUUUACCACUAAACUCAAAGCUGAGUGUAUAAACUUGUGUCUAGUAAAUGAAUUACACUAUUACUAGUUCAUUAAUUAUUUGUCAGAAAACCAGACUAACCAUUCUCAAGUCCAGGUAAGCAUUUCUGCGAAGUGUAAUAAAUAAAAUUCAGAAAAAUUUCGUGUUUGCUUAACAAACCUUAAGCACAAGUAAUAUUAAUCGUUUAAUCAGUGUACUAUCCAUGGGAUAAACGAAUACAAACAGUAAAACUAAGUGUUUGAUAGAUAUAUGUAAAAAAAUCGUUUAAUAAACUGAAAAAGUAAUAGUAAGGUAACACCGGUAAAUUUAAAGAGAGUUACCCUCUCCGUGUAUAAUGAUAACUCGAGACCACAAAGUUGAAAUCACAAGAAUAUUAUUUUUGCGGACAAGGCGAUGUUUUUCUUAGGGCAUCUUUAGAAUUAACCAUAAUCGUAAUGUCAUUAAAAUAAGUUAUUUCUGUUUUAGUAAACAUAAAGAUGUUGAUAUUACCACUUACUUGAUUGAAUCAUAAUUCUUAAUCCUUUUCCAAUGUCGACGAUAAUAUAACAGUUGUAUAGUGAAUGCUUUUCGGUUCGCAGAACUAUUUUACUUUAUCCCAGUUAAUAAUCCAUAAAUCAUUUUGACGCAUGAUAAUUCUUCAUAGCGACUUUGUGCAUUGACUAAUGUACUGUGAAUAAUAAAGGCUAAACUCAUAUUACUCGUAAUAAUGUAAUGUUGUUUCAAGUAUAUUGUUAUUCAAAAUUAAUAUGAAUUGCCACUUAAACAGUGCUUUUGAGAUAAAGCGACUUCGAGUUAAAAAGUGGCAUUCUGCUUGCACAAUAUUUUACAUUGGUUAUGUAUUUUCCAUUCUUAUCCUGUAAUUUCACUCACAAAUAUAUGCAAAAACGUAUGGGGUGCAAUUUAAAGCUGAGUAUGUAGAAUUUAUAACUUAUAACUGGUUUGCCAGACACCUGUUUAUCUACAUAGUAUUUAAUUUCAUCAUAAGAGUUAGAGAUACUUCCAGGUUAUUGGGACCGAAGUAUAUGAAAUGGGGCGUACACGUUCAAUCAGCUGCUGGAUAUUCGAGUGCUUUAGUCAUUAGACAAUUACCCCAUAUCCAUCUCCUAGAUGACCACACACAAAACGAACUUCAUAGAUCAAGUUACGGAAAAAUUACUCAAUACUUCACCGAUGUUUAGAGUGUCGACUCUUGAGAUAUAGCAUGCAUCAACAGAACUACUUUUCAGAGUUUUAGGCAACAAUACCUUUUAUUCAACCUGUAUUAAAUUGCUAACAUUGGGAGCGGUAAGCUCGAAGGGCCACCAAACUAUAUUGUGAAUGAAAUCGGCAUACCAUUCAAAUUACGUCGACUAUUGCAAGCUAAAUGUGACACACUUAUGUAUUAAAGAUAAAUAGUUAAGUAGUAGAGAGAGCAUUGAUACAUUCGUUUGGUUUCAGUCUGCGAUAACUUCGAGUAAGCAGCACUCUACACUCAUCACUUUUCGAGGAACCGAGUCAAAUUUUUUCAGGUCUUACUCAAUGAAGCGUUAUCACUGAGUCCCAACCCAUCUUUGUAACUUAAAUCACGUCGCUAAUGAAGUAGUUAUCCACUGAUAACAGCGGAUAUUUUUCGCGCUACAUAAUAAUUUGGCCAAAUUUGGAGAGAUAAACCUCUGAAUGUCAACUCAGUAGCCUAAAAUGACUGUAUUUGCAGCUGAAUCUGAUACUCCUGAGUUGGAUUUCGUAUGGAGUGGUUAAUGAGCACGACAUGAGGCUGUUAAUCAACCUAGGAAAAAAUAGUUGUCUAACCCUCGAUGGUUUUUUAAAUGGUAUCCUUCGUAAUGCAAGUGACAUUAUUAGAUCUAAUUCAUAUUUAUAGAGAUAAUUUUUGUUUCUUUUUUAUUGUAAUAAUUACUCUGCUAAUUGAAUAAAUAAUAGUGUUUAUUUGUUCAUUCUUGAACUGUGUAUUUUACAUGUUUCAGCAUAUAUUGUACAAUAUAUACGGUGGGUGUUGUUCACGUUCUCGUGUUAGUAGAAUUGAUCUGAAUAGCAAAGUGGCAUAUCGUCAUUUAAAUACAGAGGAGUUUUAAAUCCGUUGAUACUAUCAUUGGACAUAUCAUAUUACUUGUUGCAUUGGAUAUUUAUUCGUAUAUACACGAACAAUUUGUUUCUUUUACAUGUAUGCAUCACACUUGUUCUUUUUCUCACUGUUCACAAACAUCUCUCACUUAGUUGUUGUUUAGAAUUCUUUUAUAUUCCUCUAAAUUAUUUUGUAUUUGAGUAUGAUAAAUAUAUCGUAGGUCAAAUUUGAU
Molecule: messenger RNA, 4683 nt
Organism: Schistosoma mattheei
Lineage: Eukaryota; Metazoa; Platyhelminthes; Trematoda; Strigeidida; Schistosomatidae
Source: the annotation of a GenBank genome assembly